Aspergillus uvarum CBS 121591 is the source of this 1555-nucleotide messenger RNA. RefSeq names its product MFS general substrate transporter. NCBI's taxonomy places the organism in Eukaryota, Fungi, Ascomycota, Eurotiomycetes, Eurotiales, Aspergillaceae. Gene Ontology annotation, molecular function: transmembrane transporter activity. The transcript is spliced from 4 exons. Gene Ontology annotation, biological process: transmembrane transport. The record is from RefSeq and is a predicted model, not a curated record. Gene Ontology annotation, cellular component: fungal-type vacuole membrane. The coding region runs from base 176 to 1477 and encodes 433 amino acids.
AAUCAUCUCGAGUCUUUUCAUAGAUUCUUUUAACCUCUGCGCCUCUUUCUAUCACCGAAGUGCUGUCACAUACACAAACAACUUCCUCGGGUGGCCUACAGUACCUCAGCCAACCUACGGCAAGACAGCCACCACAACCCUCACCUCCACCUCCACCUCUAUCACUCCCAGCAAAAUGGCCUCAACCUCGACCUCCACCGCAGUACAAUGGCAAACCGCCCCCGCCAUCGAACUGGAGUCGCGCGCCCCCAAACACCCCCUCGCAGCACCCACCUCCGCCGCCUUCGACGACGCGAUCAUGCAAGCGUCCGCGCAGGCCGACGCCGAGGUGCCCGACGGCGGACGCGGGUGGGUCGUGAUCGGGGCGUGCGCCGUGCUGACCUGGUGGGUGAUCGGGACCUCGUACUGCUGGGGGGUGCUGCAGGCGGCGCUGGUGCAGGAGGGGCUGGCGGCAGCAUCAACGCUGGCGUUCGUGGGGUCGCUGGCGACCGCGUGCAUCUCGUUUUUGGGGAUCGCCAACGCGCAGCUGAUCCGGAAGCUGGGGACGCAGAGCAGCGCGAUGCUGGGGGUGUUCUGUCUGGGGCUGGGGUCGAUUCUGAGUGGGUUCUCGUACCGCAGUGUCGCCGGGUUGUUUGUUACGCAGGGGGUGGUGUUUGGGGUGGGCAUUAGUAUGUGUUUCAUGGUCGUCUCUACCAUCCCCGCGCAGUACUUUAGGGCCAAGCGCGGCACCGCCAACGGCGUCGUCUACGCGGCCGGUGGCCUCGGCGGCACCGCGCUCAGCUUCCUCAUCAACGCACUCCUAAAUAGCGUCGGCACCGCCUGGACCUUCCGGGUGAUCGGGCUCCUGACCCUGGCCACGGGGCUGCCGGCCGCGUGGCUGGUGCAGCAGCGCAUCCCGAUCCCGCGCGCUGCGUUUGUGGAGUGGCGCCUCUUCCGCGACGUCCGCUUCUGCCUCCUCUUCGCCGUCGGCGCCAUCGCCACCUUCCCUCUCCUGGUACCCCCCUUCUUCCUGCCGCUCUACGUCAACGCGCUGGGCAUGGGCUCCACGGCCGGCGCCGGCGUCGUCGCCGCCUUCAACUUCUCCUCCGCGCUGGGCCGGCUCACCUGCGGCUUCGCGAGCGACACCAUCGGCCCGUUGAACACGUUGUUCGGCUCGCUGCUGCUCUCCGCCUUGAGCAUGCUGAUCAUCUGGCCCGUGUCGACGUCCAUCGGCCCGCUCAUUGUCUUUGUGGUGAUCAAUGGGAUGUCGAAUGGGGGGUUCUUCUCGACGAUCCCUACGGUGGUGGGGAAUGUGUUUGGGUCGGCUAGGGGCUCGCCGAUUGCAGGUUACAUUCUCGACGCGUCGGGGGGUGAAGGGGCAGGCACGAAGGCUUAUCGGCCGGCGAUUCUGUAUGCAGGGUUCAUGGCGCUGGCGGCGACGGUGCUGUCGGUGGGGAUUCGAGUGAAGACCAGCGCGAAGCUGGGGAAGCGGGUUUGAUGUGUUAGCCAGAAAAGACUUGACUCACUUUAUUCGACAUAUAGACCGUUGGAGAUUACGUCAAAACACAUAACUCAC